This is a messenger RNA of Arabidopsis thaliana (thale cress), 3658 nucleotides long. RefSeq names its product Disease resistance protein (CC-NBS-LRR class) family. The record is from RefSeq and is marked reviewed. The transcript is spliced from 5 exons. Lineage: Eukaryota; Viridiplantae; Streptophyta; Magnoliopsida; Brassicales; Brassicaceae. Gene Ontology annotation, molecular function: ADP binding. The coding region runs from base 699 to 3227 and encodes 842 amino acids.
CGAUUGUGUGUGUUGUCGAAACUUGAUAGGGUUUAGUGAAGAAAAGACUGAAACUUUAAUCAAAUUUGUUAUUUUUUGUUCUAAUGAUUCAAGAUCUGGUUCUCUAUUCUAAUGAUUUACUUAACUCAAAUUAGCUUAUGCUGUGUUGUUAGUCUGUGAAUCUCUUUAUCUCUAUUAGUGCAGUGAUGCGUGUUUGUUUCUCUGUCUCAGUAUCAUUUGAGCAUCAAGUUUUGUCAAUGAUUAUGCGCCAAAGGGGAGUCAUAUUCUCAUCAAAGAUGGAUUCGGGAUUACGCCUCUGUAUGUAUGUAUGGUCGAAGUAGGCAAAAUCUCACCUUUCUAGCAGAUCAACAAUGAAUUUUGUGGAAUAGAUGUUGGAUUUGUAAGGUUUUGGUGUUUGCAAGUGUUGAGAUGCGCAAGAUUUGAGUAAGAUUUUUCCUACUCCGCCCAUACCAUACAUACACCUAAUCCUGAGUCCAUCUCUGAUGGGUUACUACUGGAGUCCAAAACUAAUAAAGCCUCUGCUUUAGGGAGAUCAAUCUUGCUGUUCUUAAGCCACCAUACGGUUGGGUUUCAUGCUUCAGUUCUUGGUUGGGAAAGCCAUGACUCUCGUGUUCCAAAGCCAUUAGUUCAGAUGCUUUUGCAGAAAACUUUAUUAUAUUCAAAAUAUAAAGGAGAAUCUCACUUCUUUGGAGGAAGCCAUGGAAGAUCUCAAGGCAUUGAGAGAUGAUCUGCUACGUAAGGUGCAGACAGCAGAAGAAGGAGGUCUACAAAGGCUUCAUCAAAUCAAGGUAUGGCUUAAGAGAGUCAAGACUAUCGAAUCCCAAUUCAAUGAUCUAGAUAGUAGUAGAACUGUUGAACUUCAAAGGUUGUGUUGUUGUGGUGUUGGCUCGAGAAACUUAAGAUUGAGCUAUGACUAUGGAAGAAGGGUCUUCUUGAUGUUGAAUAUAGUUGAAGACUUAAAAUCUAAAGGGAUUUUUGAAGAGGUGGCUCAUCCAGCUACGAGAGCUGUGGGGGAGGAAAGGCCUCUACAACCAACGAUUGUUGGUCAGGAAACAAUUUUAGAAAAGGCAUGGGACCACCUCAUGGAUGAUGGAACUAAGAUUAUGGGUCUCUAUGGCAUGGGUGGAGUAGGAAAAACAACCCUUCUCACUCAGAUCAACAAUAGGUUUUGUGACACCGAUGAUGGCGUUGAAAUUGUCAUUUGGGUUGUGGUAUCUGGUGAUCUACAAAUCCACAAGAUACAAAAAGAGAUUGGCGAAAAAAUAGGAUUUAUAGGCGUGGAAUGGAACCAGAAAAGUGAAAACCAAAAGGCAGUCGAUAUACUCAAUUUUCUAAGCAAAAAGAGAUUUGUGUUGCUUUUGGAUGACAUAUGGAAGAGGGUGGAACUAACUGAGAUUGGAAUCCCGAAUCCAACAAGUGAAAACGGAUGCAAAAUAGCAUUCACCACUCGCUGUCAAAGUGUUUGUGCGAGCAUGGGAGUUCAUGAUCCGAUGGAAGUCCGGUGUUUAGGUGCAGAUGAUGCGUGGGAUUUGUUCAAGAAAAAAGUUGGAGAUAUCACAUUAAGCAGCCACCCUGACAUUCCCGAAAUCGCAAGAAAAGUUGCUCAAGCAUGUUGUGGUUUGCCGCUAGCGCUAAACGUCAUUGGAGAGACAAUGGCAUGUAAGAAGACAACGCAAGAAUGGGAUCGUGCAGUAGAUGUCUCAACAACAUAUGCUGCAAAUUUUGGUGCUGUAAAGGAGAGGAUUCUUCCUAUUUUGAAGUACAGCUAUGAUAAUCUGGAAAGUGAGAGUGUUAAAACUUGUUUCCUAUAUUGCUCUCUGUUUCCCGAAGAUGAUUUAAUAGAAAAAGAGAGGCUGAUAGAUUAUUGGAUAUGCGAGGGAUUCAUUGAUGGAGAUGAAAAUAAAAAAGGAGCGGUGGGUGAAGGCUAUGAGAUACUCGGUACUCUUGUUUGUGCCUCUUUGUUGGUGGAGGGAGGAAAGUUCAACAAUAAGUCAUAUGUGAAAAUGCAUGAUGUGGUACGUGAGAUGGCCCUGUGGAUAGCAUCUGACCUAAGGAAGCAUAAAGAUAAUUGUAUUGUUCGAGCCGGUUUUAGGUUAAACGAAAUACCAAAGGUCAAGGAUUGGAAAGUUGUGAGUAGGAUGUCACUGGUGAAUAACAGGAUUAAAGAGAUACAUGGCAGUCCUGAGUGUCCUAAACUUACAACUUUGUUCCUGCAGGAUAACCGCCAUCUGGUAAAUAUCUCCGGGGAAUUCUUCAGGUCUAUGCCAAGGCUAGUUGUUUUGGAUCUAUCAUGGAAUGUCAAUCUCAGUGGGUUACCGGAUCAAAUAUCAGAGUUGGUUUCAUUACGAUAUCUUGACUUGUCAUAUUCGAGCAUAGGGAGAUUGCCAGUUGGUUUAUUAAAGUUGAAAAAGCUGAUGCAUCUGAAUCUAGAGUCAAUGUUGUGCCUUGAGAGUGUUUCAGGGAUUGAUCAUUUGUCGAAUCUGAAGACGGUGAGGCUACUAAAUUUAAGAAUGUGGCUAACUAUAAGCUUACUGGAGGAGCUGGAACGUUUGGAGAAUUUAGAAGUUCUAACCAUAGAGAUCAUAUCAAGUUCAGCAUUGGAACAACUGUUAUGCUCUCACAGGUUGGUGAGAUGUCUUCAAAAGGUAUCUGUUAAAUACCUCGACGAAGAAUCAGUCAGAAUAUUGACUUUGCCAUCUAUAGGUGAUCUCCGGGAAGUCUUCAUAGGGGGAUGUGGAAUGCGGGAUAUAAUUAUAGAAAGGAACACAAGUCUGACAAGCCCAUGCUUUCCAAAUCUAUCCAAAGUUUUGAUAACUGGUUGCAAUGGUCUUAAGGAUUUGACGUGGUUGUUGUUUGCUCCUAACCUCACUCAUCUCAAUGUUUGGAACUCACGCCAAAUAGAAGAAAUAAUAAGCCAAGAGAAAGCUUCCACAGCUGAUAUUGUUCCUUUUCGGAAACUAGAAUAUCUGCACUUGUGGGAUUUACCUGAACUGAAGAGCAUAUAUUGGAAUCCUUUGCCUUUUCCAUGUCUGAAUCAGAUCAAUGUACAAAAUAAGUGUCGAAAGCUGACAAAGCUUCCAUUGGAUUCUCAAAGUUGCAUUGUGGCGGGUGAAGAACUUGUCAUACAAUAUGGAGAUGAAGAAUGGAAGGAAAGGGUCGAGUGGGAGGACAAAGCCACAAGACUCCGUUUCUUACCGUCAUGCAAGUUGGUUUUGUGUAAUCGAUAAAUGAAAGCAGGUGUGAAUAAAUUUCUGAUAAAACUUGUAUGGUCUCAACGGUCAUGUUGUUAUGCUGCCUCAUUAUCAUUCCUUUCCUUUUUCUACUCUUUUUGCAAGAACUUUCUACUUCCUCUACCACUCUCUUGUUUUGUUAUGUUUUGGAGUGUUCUUUAGAUUGUAUUUGUAUGACCUUCAUCUCCCUGUGCAUCAAACAACUGAAUCUUCUUUUCCUCUCAUUUCUCAAUGCAUAGCCAUAACUAUCGUGUUUCAGUUCCGUUAGAUCAGGUUCUUGUGCUGCUUGGGAAUUUCCAAAGUGAAGUUGAUAUAGGAGCACAAAUGGAGUUGCCAUGGAGGUUGAGGUAAUUUGUAGCUCGAAUGCAUCUGAUCAUGCAGUUAGUAUAGAUAAUCUGUGGAUAUUUUGCAAUAUUCGUAGGGAAAAG